Messenger RNA from Micromonas pusilla CCMP1545, 693 nucleotides. RefSeq lists its product as uncharacterized. The annotation marks the transcript as partial. The transcript has a single exon. The record is from RefSeq and is a predicted model, not a curated record. Lineage: Eukaryota; Viridiplantae; Chlorophyta; Mamiellophyceae; Mamiellales; Mamiellaceae.
AAGAUUCUCACCGUCGACGUCGGCGGAUGCUUGCUCGCGCCGAUCGAGCCGGUCGCGAAGACGUACGCGCGGCUCGCGAUGACGCGCGGGUUCGAAGGCGUCACCGAGAAGAGCGCCAAGACGGCGAUUCGCGCGGGGUUCUCCGCGCCGCCGCCGGCGUCGCAUCCGAACGUUCGGUACGUCGGCGACGGGAAAUCGUUUUGGAGGCCGCUCGUGGCUGGCGCGAUGGGUGUCGCGCCGGACGAGAUCGAGGGUAAUGCCAAGCUCGAGGGCGUUUUGGACGACUUAUACGCGCACUACGAGGACCCGCGCAGUUGGCGCGUCGCGCACGGCGCGAGGGAGGCGUUUCGCGCGUUGCGAGCGCACGGCGUCAAGGUCGCGGUCGUGAGCAACUGGGACACGCACUUGCCGAAGUUGCUGCGCGACUGCGGGUUCGACGAGUCGUCGUUGGACGCGGUGAUCGUCUCCGCGGAGGUGAUGGCGGACAAGCCGGAUCGAAAAAUCUUCGCCGCCGCUCUGGAAGCCGUCGGCGCGUCCCUCGAUCGAGACGCGUCCAGCGCGGUGCACGUCGGCGACAGCGUGGUGAACGACGUCGAGGGUGCGGUGGGCGCGGGGUUCGGGGGCGCGCUGAUGUUCGCGCCGGAGAUGCGGGAGGGGAACGUGUACGACUUCACGGAGCUCGCGGACGAGAUC